GUUGUACACUAUGAAGAUUAGCGCGGUGUUAAAUAAAAUAGCAAAGCCCUAGAUGGUUCAUUGCUCAGUGCAACGUCUAUAAGGGAACACAAUCAAAAAUUGUUGUCUAAACUGGAAUCGUUUUCAUUUGAAAAAAUUAAAUGUUAAAAAAUUUAUAACUGCGAAAUCUUUAUGAAUAUAUGCCACAAAAGCUGGCGUAAUUGUUCAACGUUAUUAGUACGAGACCUAAAGCAAAUUAAAAAGUGUCUUCAUCUUUCAAUUAUGGAUUAUUACAAUGGAAAUCCUUUGAACAAUGGACCUCGUGACCGACUUGGCUUAUGGGGUACGGAGGGUGAUAAUGAGGUGCCCGGCAGCGUGACAGGACUUGAACGUUUGCAGAAUAAGAAGUACAAUAAGGGACUAGCUUUUUCAAUAGAAGAACGUCAGCUUCUGGGAAUACAUGGUCUCUUGCCAGCCGUAAUAAAAACAGAAAAACAACAAGUGGAGCAUUGUCUGCUCUUAUUGGACAGACUAAGUAACGAUCUUGAUAAAUUUAUGUAUUUGAACAGUCUAGCUGAGCGAAAUGAGCGCUUAUUUUACAUGGUCCUUACGGCGGACGUUGCCAAAAUGAUGCCCUUGGUAUAUACACCUACAGUGGGUUUGGCUUGUCAAAAAUACAGUUUGAUAUACCAAUACCCAAAGGGUUUAUAUAUAAACAUAAAGGAUAAGGGUCAUGUUUACGAUAUACUGAAGAAUUGGCCAGAAACCGAUGUAAGAGCUGUUGUAGUAACCGAUGGUGAACGGAUUCUGGGCUUGGGAGAUUUAGGAGCUAACGGCAUGGGUAUUCCGGUGGGCAAAUUGGCGUUGUACACCGCAUUGGCAGGAAUAAAGCCAAAUCAAUGCCUACCCGUUACAUUGGAUGUUGGUACGAACACAGAGUCGCUGUUGAAGGAUCCCCUCUAUAUUGGAUUGCGUCGCCCACGCACUCGGGGACCAGAUUACGACGAGUUCCUUGAUGAAUUCAUGUAUGCUGUUAAGCGUCGUUAUGGACAAAAUUGUCUUAUACAAUUCGAGGACUUUGCUAAUGCCAACGCUUUCAACCUUUUAGCCAGGUACAGAGAAGAUUUCUGUACAUUCAACGACGAUAUUCAGGGCACUGCUUCUGUUGCUGUGGGAGGUCUUAUGUCUUCUUUGAAAAUUAAAAAAACUAAAUUGAAGGAUAACAACAUUUUAUUCUUUGGCGCUGGAGAAGCAGCUCUAGGCAUAGCCAACCUCUGCCUGAUGGCUCUAAUUAGAGAGGGUCUUUCUAAGACUGAGGCAAAGAAGCGCAUUUGGUUGGUCGAUAGUAAAGGUCUCAUAGUACAAAACCGCCCCGCCGGCGGAAUAACAGAGCACAAACAACAUUUUGCUCAAGAGCAUGCCCCUGUUAAUUCACUACGCGAAGCAGUAAAAACCAUUAAACCAUCAGUCUUGAUUGGCGCAUCGGCUAUUGGAGGAGCAUUUACCAAAGAAAUUCUGGAAAUGAUGGGAGAAUUUAAUCCAUCGCCCAUCAUAUUUGCCUUGUCAAACCCGACCAGUAAAGCAGAAUGUACUGCUGAACAGGCCUACCAAUACACCAAAGGAAAAUGUAUAUUUGCCUCCGGUUCCCCUUUCGAUCCCGUCGAAUACAAUGGUAAAACCUUCUAUCCCGGCCAAGGAAACAAUUCAUAUAUCUUUCCUGGCAUUGCCUUGGGUGUUCUCUGCGCCGGCAUGUUGACCAUACCGGAGGAGGUGUUCCUUAUAUCAGCCGAAAGUUUAGCUAAGCAGUGUACAAUAGAAGAUUUGGCCAAAGGAUCACUGUAUCCGCCCCUGGAUCGAAUAACAGAGUGCUCAAUAGAAAUUGCGGCCGAUAUAAUGCACUACGCGUAUAAGAAUGACCUAGCCACGGUACGCCCAGAACCUGCUGAUAAGCGAGCAUUCAUUAAGUCACAAAUGUAUGAUCUAUCAUAUCCCUCUGCUGUUCCUAAAGUCUAUUCAUGGAAUCAAAAAUUAUAAACUUUACCGCUUACUUAUUUAUGAAAUGCCUUAUGAAUAGAAACAAAUGAAUUUUCAUUGAUUGUGAUUCUAAAAAAACUUUUCAUUUAACUAUCUGUGUAUGCAUAAGAAACUUA
Stomoxys calcitrans (stable fly) is the source of this 2129-nucleotide messenger RNA. RefSeq names its product NADP-dependent malic enzyme. Lineage: Eukaryota; Metazoa; Arthropoda; Insecta; Diptera; Muscidae. Gene Ontology annotation, biological process: pyruvate metabolic process; malate metabolic process. Gene Ontology annotation, molecular function: malate dehydrogenase (decarboxylating) (NAD+) activity; NAD binding; malate dehydrogenase (decarboxylating) (NADP+) activity. Gene Ontology annotation, cellular component: mitochondrion. The coding region runs from base 172 to 2013 and encodes 613 amino acids. The record is from RefSeq and is a predicted model, not a curated record. The transcript has 4 exons.